Anopheles bellator is the source of this 3063-nucleotide messenger RNA. RefSeq names its product protein mothers against dpp (gene Mad). Lineage: Eukaryota; Metazoa; Arthropoda; Insecta; Diptera; Culicidae. The record is from RefSeq and is a predicted model, not a curated record. Bases 39 to 1622 code for a protein of 527 amino acids. Gene Ontology annotation, biological process: SMAD protein signal transduction; regulation of transcription by RNA polymerase II; transforming growth factor beta receptor signaling pathway. The transcript has 3 exons. Gene Ontology annotation, molecular function: DNA-binding transcription factor activity, RNA polymerase II-specific; RNA polymerase II cis-regulatory region sequence-specific DNA binding; I-SMAD binding. Gene Ontology annotation, cellular component: heteromeric SMAD protein complex.
GUUCAAUCCCCGCACCCGAGAGCCGAAACUUAGAACUAAUGCUGCACUCACUCGACUACAACGCACCGUCUGGGGCAGAGAUGGCGAGCGGUUACGGAAACGAUUACUACUACACGAUGGACACCGACGAUGUGGAAUCCUCGAGCAGUAGCACGAUGUCGAGCUUGAACAGUUUAUUUUCGUUCACCAGCCCAGCGGUGAAGAAGCUGCUCGGCUGGAAGCAGGGCGACGAAGAGGAAAAAUGGGCUGAGAAGGCGGUCGACAGUUUGGUUAAAAAGCUCAAGAAACGCAAGGGUGCCAUCGAGGAACUGGAACGGGCCCUUUCCUGUCCCGGUCAGCCCUCGAAGUGCGUCACUAUCCCGCGGUCACUCGACGGUCGACUACAGGUAUCACACCGGAAAGGCUUGCCGCAUGUCAUCUAUUGUCGUGUGUGGCGCUGGCCCGAUCUGCAAAGCCAUCACGAGCUGAAACCACUCGAAUCGUGCCAGUAUCCGUUUAGUGCGAAACAAAAGGAAGUAUGUAUUAAUCCAUACCACUACAAGCGUGUCGAAAGUCCGGUACUACCGCCGGUGUUGGUACCACGUCAUUCCGAGUUUGCGCCAGGACACUCUCUGCUACCAUUCCAUCAAAUGAACGAACCGAAUAUGCCGCAUAACGUCAACUACUCGAGCACAGGCUUCAACAAUUCGCACAUGGGAGGAGGCGGUGCUGGGGGUGCCGGUAGUGGCGGCAGCGUCGGUGGCGGAGGAGGAGGUGGUAAUGGAACCGGCGGCAACGGUGGCGGCGGUGGUGCCGGGCCGAAUUCACCCAUCUCUUCGCACAUGGGACCAAACAGUCCGAUGUCGUCGGUUUCGAGCCCGGGGCCUAUCAAUUCCAAUCCUCAGAGCCCGUACGGAGCGUUGCCUGAAACUCCACCGCCAGCGUACAGUCCGCCGGAAGAAGGGAACACGGGCAACCAGGACGGAAACCAGAUGGACACCUCGAAUCAGAUACAUGGCGAGGUGGCUCCUAUAAGCUAUCAGGAACAACCCUACUGGGCGAGUAUAGCGUACUACGAGCUGAACUGUCGCGUCGGCGAAGUGUUUCACUGCACCAACACAUCCAUCGUCGUUGACGGAUUUACCAAUCCGUCCAACAACUCGGACCGUUUCUGCCUCGGACAGCUGAGCAACGUGAAUCGAAACAGUACGAUCGAGAACACGCGACGCCAUAUCGGAAAGGGUGUGCACCUAUACUACGUUGGAGGCGUGGUGUACGCGGAGUGUCUAUCCGAUUCGGCUAUUUUCGUGCAGAGCCGCAACUGCAACCAUCACCAUGGGUUUCAUCCGAGCACGGUGUGCAAGAUACCGCCUGGAUGUUCGCUGAAGGUCUUCAAUAAUCAAGAAUUUGCUCAGCUACUAUCUCAGUCGGUCAACCAUGGGUUCGAGGCGGUAUACGAGCUGACCAAAAUGUGCACGAUACGGUUGAGUUUCGUGAAGGGUUGGGGAGCGGAGUAUCACCGACAGGACGUCACCUCGACACCGUGCUGGAUCGAGAUUCACCUUCACGGACCCCUUCAGUGGCUGGAUAAGGUUCUGAUGCAGAUGGGAUCGCCUCACAAUGCGAUCAGCUCAGUGUCGUAAAAGAAAGGAUGAAAGGGACGAUUGAACUUCUUUUCGUUAGAUAUGUUAAGAGGUUUCUAAGAAGACUACUCUCUUGCACGGACGGUCAGGCCGAGCUUCACGCUGUAUCGCUCGUACUUGGGAGAGGGACGUGAAGUGUGAUUAUCCAUAGAAAGCUGAUUGAAACCGAAUCGGAUAUUAUCAUUCUUACAGAUUUCAAUUGAAAAUGAUCCUCCGCUAAUAGUGUUCAGGGCGGUCGCUGGCAAAUAUAAGGAGAAUGCGUAAGGAGCAGAUGGGAGCUAAGCGAACAUGUGUAAAUGCUUCCCAGCAUAAAGUCUUUUUCCACCCUGUGUCCCUUCGCACCAUAGGAACCAUACUGCGCGAUAAACAGCGGUUGAUUACGUAUCAAACUUUUUUUUAAAUAUUGAUAAGCUACUGAUACUAGGUGUACGAGUAUAUUUGUCUACAAGGAUUAGCAUUAGGGUGAAUUGAGUUGUUCUUCCUUAGUUGCCGUAGUUUUAUAACCGAACUAAUUUACAACAACCCGGGUUACAACAAACUAUUGGCAGCACGGAUCUAGCGAACAAUCUGGGCCAUUUUAAGUAACACAGAGGAUACGUCUUCUCAACCUAUUGUUUUAAAUUGUUGUUUGUCCGUUUAUGAACUGCUGCGUCCUUGGCAGUGAGCAUUGAUAUCUGUACAAAAGGAGUUUACUUGUUGACUAAUUCAACUCAAUAGUUCCUCAAAUAAUCAUUGCAGCCAUUCUUUACAAACCGUUUCGAUUAAAAAUGAAGAAACAAGCGAAACUGCUGUCCAGAAAAUUUGUGCAACAAGUGACAUUUGUGCAAUGCAGAUGCUUUACAAGUGUAUAGCAAAACAAAUAUGUAUGGAAAAGAAAUGGAUCAGGAAGAGAUCCAUUGUAGGUUCUAAACUUUUGUGAUUUUUUCGAUGCCAUCAGCAAACUAUGUUGUAAAAGCUACAAUCGAGAGAUGCUAAGAACAACAAAUGUAAUUUCGAAUUUACUUCCUUUUACAAUCACAGUUUAACGAGGAAAGUUUACGUGUUUUUUCAUUCUUUUGCUAUUUACGCCGUAGAUUUAUCUUUAAGUUGAUUUACAUUUUGUAGUUUUAUGCAAAUAAUGAACAUUUUGUUAAGCAAUAUUAAGAUGAGUUUAGUAGGUUUAGUUCAUGCAAUAUGGUUUAUGUUCAGUCUAUCGAAAUGACGUUAUAUUUUGAAAUGCUAUUUACGUACUUUGCUGGACAGAAAAGAGCAUGAUGCCGGAGUACAUGGAAAAGCGAAAAAAUUGCCUUCAGAUAAUUAUAUUCAGUAUUUCCCGUUUUAUGAUUACGAAUGUCAAAGACGAAAGUUUUAUGUGGUUUAGAACUAGCUUGCUGGAUGAGUAUGAAACAAACCCAAGGAAAGGAAUACUUUGAACACAAUACGAAUGUGCGCUGAUGCCUUA